This is a messenger RNA of Pestalotiopsis fici W106-1, 3537 nucleotides long. RefSeq lists its product as uncharacterized. NCBI's taxonomy places the organism in Eukaryota, Fungi, Ascomycota, Sordariomycetes, Amphisphaeriales, Sporocadaceae. The record is from RefSeq and is a predicted model, not a curated record. The coding region runs from base 1 to 3537 and encodes 1178 amino acids. The transcript has 2 exons.
AUGGACCAGUCCACGUACAAUAAUAUCUACCGGAACGCCUCGCCAAUGACGCCGAGCACGCCGAGCAAUAAUACCUUUCAGACCAAUGUGAACCGUACUAAAACAAGGAAAUGGGUCGAGGCCAAGAAGCAGAACUAUGCCGGCGAUGACUGGGGGAAUGAAUUCGACGAUGACGAGGAACCUGAAGACGACCCGCCGGGGCCGGCGCAACAGCCCGCUACAUUCCGACCGUUGGGCCAGGGCGCGCAGCUUCCUGGCUCUCAGAUGUCGGGCAAUCGAGCCUUUUCGCAACCAACUGCGGCUUUUGGUCACUUUAGAGGCCAAUCGUUCGGCAGAAAUCCCAGCGGGCCUCCGGCUUUACAUGUCCAGACCCAGCAAUCGUCCGCGCCUGCACAACGCUUCGAGCCAGUCGAGCCGUUUCCAGCUGUUGAUCAGUCAUCAUUUGAUGGUGCACCCGACUAUAGAAACUCGGAAAAUGUGACUUCACCGCAAUCUGGAAGGCCGCGACCUUUUGGGGCUGCGGGGGCUGGAUACCCAGGUCGCCAGGAGUAUUCUCCAGCGACGCAAGACCGCGGAAUCACGUCUCCGGCAAGCGCUACGGGGCUAUCGUCGCGCUUCCCUCCUCGGAAGAGCAGCAUGGGCCAUCAAGAUGCACCUACCUACCGUGAUACUUCGAGAAACAGGUCGGGGUCUCGACCCGGGUCGAGUGGACGACCAUGGCCAGAGCAGAGAUCUGACUCCCCAGGUCAACAAGCCCCGUCAGCUGCAACAGGAGCACCAAACAAGCCAUUGCCCUUUAUACGUCCGGCUGAAAUAUACCGACGCAUGGAGGAGGAGAAGGAGAAGGAACGUAGAUCCAUGGAAUCUGCCGGAAGACCUAGUCUGGACGGCAUACAAAGUCCCGGCAGCGAGAGGUCAACUUCUCCAGCCUAUGCAUUGCGCUCUCCGGUCGAACAGCGGAGGCGGCUCAGCUUUGAUAGGGACGGUGAUGAGAAUCUAGAUUCCGUUCGUGGCUUGAAGACCACACUUCCUCCGGUUGCAGAGCGGAGGAGCGAAUAUGGCCUGGACCACUUGAUCAAUGAACACAAGGCACCUGCACCAACUCAAACAUCUGCGAACGCAGAGUCCUCAAUUCCACAACAAGCGACUACUUCUGGUCCUUUGGCUGGCGCUGCACCCCAAUCUGGCGGCUCACAGCUUCUCGGCGAUCCGCGACGCAAGUCGAUCAGCCCACGGCUUCCGGACUUGGCACGUAUGUCAGGCUUUGGCCCGGACUUCUUCUCGGGCUCAUCCGGCGGCUUUUCUGACGGUGACCGAUCGGCACAAGCAACACCGCCGGAGCAUAAGCUUGCCACCCCAAACGAUGAACAUAUGCAGACCGUUACAGGUCUAGGACUGAGCAGCGCUGUUACAGGGCCGUCUGAAACGAUAACCGAGGACAGCGACGAAAAGGCAGCACCAAGUCUCAUUGAAGGUCCGGUGCUCGCCGAGCAAAAGGAGGAAAGUUCAAACCCAGACACGUCCCUGCUUGAACCACAACCAGCCGCGUCGGAUGAGGCAACCAUCAAAGCUCAACCGCGCCCAUCGAGACCGUCAAUCCCUGGCGGCUGGGUAUCGGAAAGUACAAACAUUGCCUCCGAAGUGCCGACACCCAUGGAGCGACCAGAACCAACCAUAUCGCAACUUGCGACUGUAAAGGACACUGCAGAAGAACCCGCCACCAUUGGCGGAGAGGCAGACGAUAUUGAGCCUACGACUGUGAUCAAGCAAGCUCAACCACUUGAAAAUGAUGCACCGGCUGUAAUAGACUCAAAGGAUGUUCAGCAAGAUAAUGAUAAUUUUGGAACCACAGUAGGUCAACACGACCAAGCCAUUGCGGAUGAGGUAUUGACGACUGCACCGGCUGCCCUGGCGACAUCAAAAGCGCUUCCUCCACUGCAAACGCCCGACCCACUGACAGCUUCAAGCCAAACGGAGACUGUUGAUCAGCAGCCGCAAGCUCCUGGAUCUGGUUCUCCAUCUUAUGGUGAAUCGCCAUCGAAGUACUCGACAUCUACGCAUCCACUUACGGCAACCACUUCAUCAGGGUUUUCUCCUACGGCGCCAUUGAACCCCCAGCGGGGAGGCGCAUCAGACUCGGACUUCAUAGCGCCGGGCCCUCUUGCUCGCAACUUGACAAUGAGCUCUAUGGACAAUGCCUCUCCGCACGAAAGCGACAAGCUACGGGAAGAUAUCAUCAAAUCGUUGAGUCCGCUACCAAUUGACACGCCAAGCUUCCCUCCCAUGCCCCCGACGGCCGACAGAAGUCUUACAACGCCAGCAUCAGACAUUGCGAGAGAAAGUAGAUACCUUUCAGGGGUGUACGACGAAUACAUGGGAUUCCCCGAGGACAAAUCUCUUCAAGGCUUCAACCAGGAGAAAGACGAGAUGACGGUCGUUAGCCCAGCACCAUUACAAAGCAGCAGCCCUGCGCGCACUGUUGUGCCCAGCGAGCCAGCUGCGGACGCAGCUGAGAACAACCUGACCCGCACAUCUGAGCGUGGUCCGCGUCUCAGUCGUCGGUUCUCAUGGGAAGAGUUAUCGGAAAAUGUCACGCCGAACGAGCAGCCGCAGAUUCAGACGGAUGCGAAUGUACAUGUGCCCGAUGGACCAACCUCUGAUGCCACCGAGCCGCAGAUUACCACCAGUCCCGAUCUGCGAGAAGAUACUGCAUCUCCAACCCUACAACUUGAGCCACAAAAGGACGGCGAAAUCUCCCACACUGUCUCCAUGAUAAGCAACAACGCCCCAGGCGGGCUUGGGGUAUCAGGCAUUGAACCGCCGUCACCCAUUUCUGUCCUGUCGAGUCCCAGACCUGUAGAAAGCACUGGCAGUCGUUUGUCACUUGCCGAUGAAAAGGUACUCUUGCAAGCAUCAUCACAUCCAGUCUCCCCCAAUCUCGAUUCCGAGCAUCCAGCACUCUCACGGACGCCUCCAGAAUCACCAGCCCCAGAGAAUGACACGUUGGUGGCACCGCCUCCCAAACCCGUCAACAUCACCAGUUGGCGUGAGAUACUUAGUCUUCCGACACCAGCUCUCCGAAUCGAGAGGUUCGAAGAAGCCAGGUCGCAAUACUUGGCAAUGGACUCGGGUCUGUCAAACUGGAUGGAGCACAUGAAGGCUUCAUCAGAAGAUCCAGCACUUCAGCCUUCGAGUACAAGCCCUACCCAUCAGGGCCCUGGGUCUGCACAGACGUCUCCAACGGGCCCACCAGCCGCUUCUCAGCAACCAUAUUAUCAGCAGUAUCUGAAUGCAAGCAACCCCAACGUCAUGGCGGGAGCUCCAGGACCCGCGCGGCAGCGGUCAAUGUCUCAGCAGCAACAAGCAAGCGGGUUUGGAACUUCCAAAAACCAAGCAGCUGUCAAGAGCAAGGAGUUCCUGCACGCAGCAGGAGCUUUUGGAAACAAGGCCACCAAGGCGGGCAUGAAAUCAGGAAUGAAACUAUUCAACAGGGGUAAAGACAAGCUUCGUGGAUCUGGCGACAAAUCAUUUCAAUAA